Molecule: messenger RNA, 2814 nt
Organism: Knipowitschia caucasica
Lineage: Eukaryota; Metazoa; Chordata; Actinopteri; Gobiiformes; Gobiidae
Source: the annotation of a GenBank genome assembly
AUGAUCCCAGAGGCCACACGGUGCCUCAGAUCCGCGGGCGUGGGGUGGACCUUCUCGGGGCUGCUCAGGGAGACCACCCUGCUGUGUGCACAUGGACCCCCGCGGAGACACUUCAGCCUUCACCGCUGCCUCCGGGCCCGGCCUCCGUACCCCAAACCCCCGCGGGAGACCGUGCACAUCCCGGGGCUGGAGAGGAUCACGUACGCCGAGAGGAUGCACUACGUCCCGGGGCUGGCCAGACCGGAGAUGUGGCCGCCGUGGGAGAGGGAUUACAAGGACCCGCACCGGUACCGCAGCCCCCCGCAGAGUGAGAUGCCCCUGCGGAAAGAGCUGCCGUGCUACGUGUUCCACCAGCGGACCAACGCGCUGGAAGGUGUUCCUCAGGCCUUGUGGCUCACCAAAACCAAACUGAUCGAUGGUCUUCCUCCUCGACUGCUCUCAUUGGGCCAAGAUCCGGCCAAUCAUAUCCCGGAUCAGGACGAGCGAGUGAAGAACGCCAUAAAGCACGCUCGCUUCUGGGACACCACCACAGAGAAGACUAAAGAGGAGAGAUACAGUAAGAUCCUGCUGCAGAACCUGCUGCACCUCUGUGGGAGUCUGCAGACCUCGGUCCCUGCGCUCGGACGGAGACUCUUCUCAGAGAAAUACUCUCUGGCAGCAACGUGGACCAGAGGAGACGACCUGUUCCAGAUCCGGGGCGUAAACGGUCUCCUCUGCACCAGCAUGGACCCAGUCCCAGUCCAGGCCUCGCUGCAGGAGGUGGACCAGACCAGAGACCACGUCCUGGACACGUUCUACCCUGUGUCCCCCACCAUCGACCUGCAGAAAGUCAACGUCUACCACAGCCAGAAGAACUGCACAGGGUUCCAGGAGGGUUACCCGUACCCUCACGCCCACACCCUGUUCUUCCACGGUCAGAAAAGCUCCAGAGGCAGCCUGCGCCCGGAGCAGUUCAGAGCCAAGAUGCUGAUGUUUGCCUUCGGGAACGCUCUGGCCCGGGCCCACCUGCUCUACGGGACGGCGCCACAGAGCGUGUUGAAGCAGCCGGUGGUGGUGCAGGCCGUGGGGACGAACGGACGAUACUUCCACCUCCUGCUGUUCCAGCUCAACACCACAGAGCUCUCAGAGGACAGCGGCGUCAAGAACAUGGUUUGGAUCGAUAAAGACUUGGAGCUGUAUGAAUAUGCAAAAGUGCGACCGCUCAUCAAGAAGAAGCAAAUACAGGUGGCGGCCGGACUGGAAGGAUACAACCCCGAGACCUUCCACAAGUUUCUCUCUCUGUUUCUGAAUGGAUCUGCUUCUGCAGUGAGACAAGAGAUGAGUUUCCGUGCUUCAGACAGAGACCUGGAGGGGGAGGCGGGGGAGGAGGGGGAGGCGGGGGAGAUCAGCCUGAACCCCACAGAGGUCCGCAUGAGUCAGAUCGUCCUGCCCUGCCACAGUAACCCCCGACAGGAGCUCAGCGUGGGGCAGCUGCUCAAGUGGAUGGACUCCACCGCCUGCCUCUCCGCUGAACGGCAUGCUGGGAGCUCCUGUGUCACCGCCUCCAUGGACGACAUCAGCUUCGAGCGCACCAUAAGCGUGGGGCAGGUGGUCAACAUCACGGCUAAAGUGCAGAGAGCCUUCAACACCAGCAUGGAGGUGGGGAUCCUGGUGAGCUGUGAGGACCUGUUCUUGGACCAGCACUGGAGGGUCUGUCACGCCUACGCCACCUUCGUCACUCAGCGCAAAGCAGGGACCAAGGUCCUGCUGAAGCCCCUGGUCCCUCGGUCUCACUCGGAGCAGCUGGAGUACAGUCUGGCCGCAGAGCGCCGCAGGGUCCGCAUGCUCCACGAUGACAUCAUCAAAGACCUGCUCUCCAGUCGAGCCGUGGAACCAGGGGGCGCUGUGGAGGCAGAGCAGGCUGUGUCUGCGGUGAAGACCAAAGUGCAGAGUGUGGAGCUGGUGCUGCCUCCUCAUGCUAACCACCAGGUGAACACAUUCGGAGGACAGAUCAUGGCGUGGAUGGUGAACGUGGCCACUAUAGCCGCCAGUCGUCUGUGCCAGGCUCACCCCACACUCCGUGGAAUCGACAUGUUUAAGUUCCGGGGGCCCUCUCAGGUGGGGGACCGGCUGCUGCUGAGGGCCAUCGUCAACAACGCCUUCAAGAACAGUAUGGAGGUGGGGGUCCGAGCGGAGGCCUAUCAAGGGGGCGGGCCAAACCGACACAUAAACUCCGCCUUCAUGAUCUUCGAGGUUCUGGACGGAGAUGGGAAACCCCGGCUGUUGCCACGGAUACGGCCCGAGCCAUUGGACGGUCAGAGACGCUGUGAAGAGGCCACGGCCCGAAAGAAGAUCCGUCUGGACCGGAAAUACAUCAUCUCCCGAGAACAGGCAGAGGUUCCACUAUCUGUGCCCUGGGACCCCACCAACCAGUGGUCCUGUGUGUGUUUAUUGUGUGUCCUCCUCCGCAGUGACCCGUACGUGAUCGCCCUGCGCUCCGUCACCCUCCCCACCCACCCCCCCAUGGAGCCCUUCACCCGAGGAGAGGUGCUGUGUGCCGGCUUCACCAUCCUGCAGACCUCCCCCCACUCGGCUCUGAUCUCGUAUUACAACCAAGCGUCGGCCGAGCUGCUGCUGCCUCUGAUCUCCACAGACGUGGCGGGGCUCUCCUCCUCCUUCUACCAUAACUUCUGUGCCUGUCGCCGGUUCCUGAGCCAGCACCGGGACUCUGCUCCGCCGCCGCCACCGCCGGAGAGAACCGAGAGCCACGAGAGCAACGAGAGCCAGACGUCUGAGGGCGACUUCGAACGCCUCAUCUCCAGCACGCCGCUGUAG